UCAGCCAGCCUCCCGUUAGCUGCUAUUUUCUAACAAGAUGGCUGCCGUUCCUGAGAGCAGAGUUCUUACUUUCAGCGUUUUUAAAUGGAGCUCAUAUUCCUCCACAUAUUUACCCGAGAAUAUCUUGGUGGAUAAACCUAACGAUCAGUCCUCCAGGUGGUCUUCAGAGAGCAACUAUCCUCCACAGUUUUUAAUCUUGAAGUUGGAAAGGCCGGCGAUUGUUCAGAGUAUCACCUUUGGCAAGUAUGAGAAGACUCAUGUCUGCAACCUCAAGAAGUUCAAAGUGUUUGGUGGGAUGAGUGAGGAGAACAUGACAGAACUUUUAUCCAGUGGCCUUAAGAACGACUACAACAAGGAGACAUUUACGUUAAAGCAUAAGAUUGAUGAGCAGAUGUUUCCCUGCAGAUUUGUGAAAAUAGUGCCUCUGAUGUCUUGGGGGCCCAGUUUUAACUUCAGCAUCUGGUACAUUGAACUGCAUGGCAUUGAGGACCCUGAUGUGGUGCAGCCCUGCCUUAACUGGUACAGCAAGUACAGAGAACAGGAAGCCAUUCGGCUCUGCCUCAAGCACUUCCGGCAGCACAACUACACGGAAGCCUUCGAGUCGUUGCAGAAGAAGACGCGCAUAGCCCUGGAGCACCCCAUGCUCACACACCUGCACGACUGUCUGGUACUGCAGGGAGACUUUGACGCCUGUGAGGAGCUCAUAGACAAAGCAGUGAGAGAUGGUUUGUUUAACCAGUAUAUCAGCCAGCAGGAGUACAAGCCCAGGUGGAGUCAGAUCAUCCCCAAGUGCAACAAAGGUACAGGCAGCCAAGAAACCAGCCGAGACGACAUGAACAGUGACGGCGAUGACAACAGGCCCGGGAUGAGGGGAGGACAUCAAAUGGUCAUUGACGUCCAGACUGAGACAGUGUACCUGUUUGGGGGUUGGGAUGGCACUCAGGAUCUGGCUGAUUUCUGGGCUUACAGCGUCCAGGAGAACCAGUGGGCCUGCAUCUCCAGGGACACAGAAAAAGAGAACGGCCCGAGUGCCCGCUCCUGCCACAAGAUGUGCAUCGACUCGCAGCGGCGGCAGAUCUACACGCUGGGCCGCUACCUGGACUCCAGCGUCAGGAACAGCAAGUCCUUGAAGAGCGACUUCUACCGCUACGACAUCACGGCCAACACCUGGACGCUCCUCAGCGAGGACACGUCGGCGGACGGAGGGCCCAAGCUGGUGUUUGACCACCAGAUGUGCAUGGACUCAGAGAAACACAUGAUUUACACGUUUGGCGGCCGCAUCCUGACAUGUAACGGCAGCGUGGAGGACAGUCGGACGUCUGAGCCACAGUUCAGCGGUCUGUACGCAUUCCACUGCCAGGCGGGGACGUGGCGCCUCCUACGGGAAGACUCGUGCAACGCCGGGCCAGAAGACAUUCAAUCCCGGAUCGGACACUGCAUGCUCUUCCACACCAGAAACCGCUGUCUCUAUGUGUUUGGGGGUCAGAGGUCAAAGACGUACCUGAACGAUUUCUUCAGCUACGACGUGGACGGAGAUCAUGUAGAGAUCAUAUCUGAUGGUACCAAAAAGGAUUCUGGGAUGGUUCCAAUGACUGGUUUCACCCAGAGAGCCACCAUCGACCCGGAGCUCAACGAGAUCCACGUCCUGUCGGGGCUGAGCAAAGACAAGGACAAACGGGAGGAGAACGUGCGCAAUUCGUUCUGGAUCUACGACAUCGCCCGUAACAACUGGUCAUGUGUGUAUAAGAACGAUCAGGCUGUAAAAGAAAACCCAAGUAAGACGCUGCAGGAGGAGGAACCAUGUCCACGCUUUGCACACCAGCUGGUCUACGAUGAGAUGCACAAGGUGCACUACCUGUUUGGAGGAAACCCAGGGAAGUCGUGUUCUCCUAAGAUGCGCCUGGAUGACUUCUGGUCCCUCAAACUGUGUCGGCCCUCCAAGGAGUACCUGCUGCGCCACUGCAGAUACCUCAUCAGGAAAUACAGGUUUGAGGAGAAAGCCCAGUCAGAGCCACUGAAUGCUCUGAAGUACCUUCAGAAUGACCUGUCGCUAACAGUGGACCACACUGACCCCGAUGAGACCAAAGAGUUCCAGCUCCUACCAACUGCUCUCUUCAAGUCCAGUUCUGAUUUCAUCCCUCUAGGCUUCUCUGACGUAGACCAGACGUACGCUCAGCGAACGCAGCUCUUUGACACGCUGGUCAACUUCUUCCCCGACAGCAUGACGCCCCCGAAGGGCAACCUGGUGGACCUGAUCACCCUCUAGCAUCCUGCUCCUUUCACACUCGACUGAACACACACCUGUGCACCCCACACACCUAAAACACACCAGACUGGCCAGCUGAGUCCACUUUGUCCACCUCCACUAAACUGACCUGUGUUCUACAGGCUUUGUCACCAUGGCGAUGAGGGUAUUAAAACACAGCACCACUGUGCUAGGUAGACAUGAGUGAGAUUUUCUAAAAGCCUUUGGUGCUUUUUAUUUUUUUUGGUUUUUUUCUUUAGGUGUGAGCCGAUUGCUCAAAGCUCUAAAAAGUUUUAAUUUGACAAAAAAAAGAUUGUUGCACUUCUGCUUUGCUUUUCACACACAGGCGUUCAAUGAGUACUUUUAAGGCCAGUGGAUUUUUUUUCUUUAAAGUCGGCCGAGUUUCCCCAGCUCCUCUGUUCUUUAGGCUUUUCCUGAACGUCUCUCCUGGGGAACACGUUCAGGCUCAUCGUCUGGCUUCUUUGCUGCUUUCGUUUUUGAAGAACUGCUCGGCUUUCUUUGGAGCUCAUGACUUUUUUCUAGACGACACGCAGCCGCACCAACCACAAACAAAAAUGUAGUUUACAAUUUUAGUAGUUUUAGUGAGUGCGAUGAGGAAAAAAAAAAAAAGAAUAUAUAUGUAUGUCAGGAAAUCUAAAAGUCCUUUUGGGUCUGACUAAUAUAAGUUUAAACACUUCAAUUAUCAGAUUGUCAAUUGAUUCUAAUUGCUGAAAUUAUGUACAAAAUAUGUAAAUAUACAUACAGAAUAUUUUCCUGGACUGGAUGCAUUUUCUGCUGGAAUGUCUCCCACCUUACCUAAAUGUUCUGAGUUUACACAUAGAUGCUCAUUAGUUCCUGUAUCAGAUAUUCAGCAUAAGGGGAAAAAUCUGUGAUAGUGCUUUAAGAACCUCGAUUAUUGUUACAAAUGACCUCCUAUAGGUUUCCUUAAAGUCCCUCGUGUGAGUGGAAAAUACUCACAAAUGAUUCAUUUUUUCAUAGUUAGGUGGAUCAGAUAGUAGAUGUUGAAUUACAUCUACAAACAAUAUGCCCACAAUCUGAAAAUAUCACUUUUUCUUGUUCAUAAAAUACAUCAAAACUGAAAACCAUUUUUAGUCUAUAUAACACAUCAAACACAGCAUGGAUAUUGGUUUACUAAUAUCUAAUUGUAAACCUUUUAUAUUCUGGUUGUCACAAAGCUCCAAGAUGGAAUCUGCAUCACAUUUCCUCCUCUUUUAUGUUAGUAUUUCCUUAAAAAAAAAAAGAUUAGAAUCAGCAGGACCUCAUGCGAUACAUGAAAUCAUUGGUCAUAUCAUAUUUGCUUUAUGAAGAAAAAUCUUCCUCCCUAUUUAAGUAAAUGUCCAUUAAAAGUGUCAGAUUUUAACACAAAGCAGUAAAGAAUGUAUGUUUUAGUUGAUAAAUUUCAGGGACGUUUUCAUUUACAAUCAUUUCCAUAAACAGAAAAUGGGAAAUCUGUGCCCUGCUGUUUACUGUAACUGAAGCAUAAAUCUGUAAAUUUAUUAAGAUUCUGGUUUAAAACCUUAACAACUGAUUGAUAGUCAAACCUUUUCUGUUGGUGUUCCAGUUUUAGAGCUAAAUCCAUUGACGUGGACGGUCAACAGCGUAAUUGUUAAAAACUCCAAACCGGACCAGAACCGCCAGGCAUGGGCCGCAGUGAGUCUGCCUCUCACUCCUCCUGUUUCUGUUUCCAUGACGCUCUUGACGUAGUAAAUGUAGGUUGGUGUGCCUCGCAGUCUUAGAUUCCUAACCUCUGACCUUCUAAACACAUCAGGUUUUUUUUUACUCACCACUUGAGGAAACAUCAAUCAGAGAUCAGAUCAUUUUAAAGAGUUGAUUAAGCAGCAGUUAUAAAUGUGCUGAUAUAAAGGCGUGGUUGCCGGGCUACAUACUUGGAUCUGGCUAAAUAAAAUGUCUCCCUCCACUAUUAAAUAGUUUAAAUCUGUACAUUCUAUUUUUACAUACAGAUUAUUGGUGCACUACAGUAUGGAGUGAUUCUAAUAUUUUUGUUUACUGCUUGUUUUAACUUAUCGGUCAUAAAAUAUAGAUUUUAAUCAAGCUAAAUAUUCAUUCAUGUCCCACCAGACAUUCCUUACUGGUCCCAGUUUAGGACUUUAGGAACAGUAACAGUAACAUGUCGUCUGCCUUUACUGCAGAUGACAUGAACUGUUUGCAGUCUGCCUAAAGGCAAAACACUGAUUACUGCAAACCAAACCAAAGGUUGCUUCAGUUCUGCAGGAAGGCGAGCGCCACAGCUCGCUUAAAACCUGCAGCUGGGUGGGAUUCUACUUUUGGAACGCCGGGAAAACAGUCCUGGUGUUUUUAGGAAGAAUUUGCCAAGCUAAGUGAUACGAGUUGUUAUGAUUGCAGUCCUUAAGCACAAAGAUAAAAACCACUGACCCCCAUCACAUGUGUGAUUGUGGAAGCUUCAUAUGUAGCAUAUGAAUAUUAGAGCUCUGCUCACGAAACGGAUAUUUGAAAUCACUAAAUGUUAUCCAGCUAUUCUCUUACCAAAGGACACCAUUAGCAAAACGCACUAAAAGCGUAGAAGAUGAUAAACAACCAUGGUAUCAAAUGACUUCAGCCACAUAGGCUCGCUUCCUCUUCCUCUUGUUUCUCUUGGAUUGAGUGAAAGUAGCUGGAGGAUGUUGCUAGCUGCUUUCUGGCAGGAGCAUCACCUGUUUUAAUAACCGCUAACAGACGUAGCUUUCAAAACUCUUAACGCGGCAGACAUUUUAAGCCUUAGCAGAGAGAUGAAUCUGGAAUUUUAUUUCUUUUAGUAGAGUGGGACAUGUCAAUAAAUUAAGUUUUUUUUUAUUCGGUAAUUAAGUUUAAGAAGAUACUUUUAUUGCAUUCGUUACACCCUGAGUGAUGCAUUUCUGCUAUUUUUUUUUAUGAUUUUUGCCUUAAAUAUGGAUUAAAAGAGAUAAUCAUUAUAAUAAAAAUACUUGCCACUCUGUAUAAAUUUUUGGUGAAAUCCACAUUUUUUCUUUUAAAUGCACUUAUACUGGAUGAUGAUGAAGGGUGUGUUUCCCCCCAUGUUGCUUCUGUACAGAAUGAAUUCAUGGUGUAAAAGAAUACUUGAGGAAGCAAUAAGAAGGAUUAUUGAAGGUAUUCUGAUAAUGUUUGAGACUCUCCACUUUACUGGAGCAUUUCAGUUUUUUACCAGAAGAAGGUUUUGUUUAAGAAAGCUUCAUUCUGAACACCUUAAUUUACCACACAAUGCCAAAUGCUUGUUUUCUUUUUUGGAUAUGUGUUGGGGAAAUGGUCCCACAACCUUUGCUGUGUCAUAACUUAUUACCAUAUAUGGUCAUUGCCCGUCUCCGGAGCCCGCUGUGGGUCUGAGGAGGUGUAAGGCCGGUACUCUCUGAUCCACACGCACCACUCUGUGCACACACAGAAUGUGUAGAGAGCCUUGUAGUAUUGCAUUGUAUGUAAUGUAUAUAACAAAUAAAGAUUGUAUUUUGUUCAAAUUUUC
Xiphophorus couchianus (Monterrey platyfish) is the source of this 5738-nucleotide messenger RNA. It is a transcript of the gene mkln1, whose product is annotated as muskelin 1, intracellular mediator containing kelch motifs. Lineage: Eukaryota; Metazoa; Chordata; Actinopteri; Cyprinodontiformes; Poeciliidae. The record is from RefSeq and is a predicted model, not a curated record. Gene Ontology annotation, cellular component: cytoplasm. Gene Ontology annotation, molecular function: protein binding. The transcript has 18 exons. Bases 38 to 2266 code for a protein of 742 amino acids.